Staurois parvus is the source of this 570-nucleotide messenger RNA. Lineage: Eukaryota; Metazoa; Chordata; Amphibia; Anura; Ranidae. The record is from the annotation of a GenBank genome assembly.
CUUCAGUCUUGCACAGGUGUACCAGCUCCUCCCCUUCAGUCUUGCACAGGUGUAUCGGCUCCUCCCCUUCAGUCUUGCACAGGUGUACCGGCUCCUCCCCUUCACUCUUGCACAGGUGUACCGGCUCCUCCCCUUCAGUCUUGCACAGGUGUACCGGCUCCUCCCCUUCAAUCUUGCACAGGUGUACCGGCCCCUCCCCUUCAGUCUUGCACAGGUGUACCGGCUCCUCCCCUUAAGUCUUGCACAGGUGUACCGGCCCCUCCCCUUCAGUCUUGUACAGGUGUACCGGCCCCUCCCCUUCAGUCUUGCACAGGUGUACCGGCUCCUCCCCUUCAGUCUUGCACAGGUGUAUCGGCUCCUCCCCUUCAGUCUUGCACAGGUGUAUCGGCUCCUCCCCUUCAGUCUUACACAGGUGUACCAGCUCCUCCCCUUCAGUCUUGCACAGGUGUACCGGCUCCUCCCCUUCAGUCUUGCACAGGUGUAACAGCUCCUCCCCUUCAGUCUUGCACAGGAGUACCGGCUCCUCCCCUUCAGUCUUGCACAGGCGUACCGGCUCCUCCCCUCCAGUCU